Molecule: messenger RNA, 1959 nt
Organism: Fusarium tjaetaba
Lineage: Eukaryota; Fungi; Ascomycota; Sordariomycetes; Hypocreales; Nectriaceae
Exons: 5
Coding region: 1-1959 (652 amino acids)
Source: RefSeq, a predicted model, not a curated record
AUGUCUACGACUUCGACGACCAAGAAAUCUAGCAAGAGGGAUGAGUAUACCUCUCAUGCUUGCACAGAGUGCCAGCGACGCAAGGUUAAAGUUAGUCUGACACACUCAAUCGGUAUGAUCACUUCAGUGCUGAUGCUACAUCGCAGUGUUCUGGACAAUCACCAUGCCACAACUGUCUCGGCAGAGGUGCUGAAUGCAGCUAUCAAGAUCCUCCAAAUGGAUCUAGCAAGAGGAAGCGAAAGAAAGCGUCAUCAAAUCCAAAUAACCAUCAAGAAGACGCGCAGUUCCCUCGUCAAGUGCGUCCUUCUCUGCGUCAGACGAGACAGCACUCCUCAAGGAGCAGCUUCAACGACUGCAACAAGGCCUGGAUACAGUUCGCACAACACUCCGCCACAGACAGGUAGUUUGGCAUUCUCGCCAGAUGAACCAUUGAAUCAAUCCAUCGAGGUAUUUGAACCACAGAUUGUAGUAGACAAUCUUGGAGAAGAAUCACCGAGCUCUUGUCAGGAUGAGGUCACCUAUGCCGAGACAGACACUUUUGUCCCUGGCAAUAAAUGGCUGAACCGAUUCGCUGUUGCUUCGCAGAUUUGUGAUCUACGCUCUAGUGUCGGCGCAGAUCCAGUUCUUCCAAAUACACCUCCCGCCAAGAUCUUUACUGUUUUGCUGCCUUGCCCUAGGGACCUGACACAAGCCAUGAAGAUAGGCCUGGCUGAGAUCGACUGCUUAUUUCCUUCCAUUCAUGGAACGAGGCUGGUAGAAGCGAUUUCACGAACCUUGGAGGCGCUCUGCUACUCUUCUACUACCCACACUGUCGUCGUGACGGAGCAGCAUCACUUGAUCAUAUCUAUUCUUCUCGUCAUCAUUGCAGCCGGACAGUUCCUUGACGAUAGAACAGGUCCCCAUAUCUAUCUCGACAAGGCGUGGCCUGGCUCAGAGGCUUAUUGGCAGAGUAGGAAGCUCAUACAGCACUUCGAAGCAGCAGACAUAUUGCGUCGUCUAUCACUGCAUCUCCGCGGCGUAUCUCCUAGUAGCAGAGCGGUUACGUCUUGCCUCGACACACGUGCUCAACGGGCUUCAUUCCGCUAUCCACUGGCAUUAUGGGUCCAUCUUGACUUUCUGGACAAGCGCAACCCGCAGAAAUGUGGCAUUCCAUAUUUUGUUGGAAACAGUCUUGGGGUUGUGGACUUUGAACACGAGACUAACCCCCACAUCAACAUGAAGGACAAGGCAUACCUGAAGACCAUGUUUAGCCAUGCUAGACUCUGGGCAUCGGUUUGGGACGGGUUUCUGGCUCCCAAUGCCCCAUUGGCGAGUGAUUGGGUUGAGAUCCAAGCGUUUGAUGCCAAGCUCCUAGCUUUUAGGGAGCAAUACCCCGCAUUCAACCAUGGAACGGGGAGUCAGUGGACGACGCCAUUUUCGAAUCUCCUUCAGAGACAGAAGAUCAACGGCGGCUUCUUGUUUUCCUGGAUUUCCAUCGAGUCCCUGGAUGCGAUGGGCCAUUACCUAGACAACUGGGGCGCAAACCCGCGUGGUGGCUACAUACUAACUUCUUCUCUGGUCGAGUCGAUAUACUAUAUCACCCUCGGACACCGUGAGGGUGUUUCUAUAAUCGACCCCGAACCAUUUUCUCUAGCGCUUCGCCGAGCGAGGAAUAUGCUAGAAUCUCUGUCUGCGACAAUCAUGUCGGCAGCUAGAGCGUUCAAAGCCUUGCAGUGUGUGCUGGACUUUAAUUCUCACGAUUCGCGUCCGGACUACGACCUCUUAUUCCCCCUGGAGAGUUUUCCAGAGUCCAACUUCACCUUUGAAAUGCCGCUUGGUCCGGUCGAUUAUCCCUCAAGUACGGAGACAUUUGAUUUCUCAAAGACCUUUGACGGGAUAAUUCCAGAUUCGAUGGCAGGAUCUAAUGUUGAGGUCAGUUCAGCAUUAGCUGAGAUAUUCAGUGAGAUAGAAGCUCGAUAG